Colletotrichum navitas is the source of this 420-nucleotide messenger RNA. RefSeq lists its product as uncharacterized. The record is from RefSeq and is a predicted model, not a curated record. The transcript is spliced from 2 exons. Bases 1 to 420 code for a protein of 139 amino acids. Lineage: Eukaryota; Fungi; Ascomycota; Sordariomycetes; Glomerellales; Glomerellaceae.
AUGGCGCCAGUGACUCGCUCUCACAAGUUCAACGACCGUGACCACGCCGGUCUGGCCGAUGGAACCGCUGCCGCCCAGGAGCAUCUCCCUCGCUACUUUGCGAAGCACGGCCCUGUCGGCGCUGACCCCAAGAAGGUGAAGAAGAACGGCGGUGGCAGAAGUAACUGGGGCAAUGCCGGCGAGGAGGUCGUCGACGAGGAUUUCCGCUUCACCUACGCCCGCCGUCGCACAAACAGCAGUGGCUUCGCCGACAACAUCGGUGCCUUCAAGACUAAGUUCGAUGUCAACGAGCCCGAGCCCGUCUUCGAGGAGUCUGUCCAUGGACCCACCGAGUUGGACGGCGAGGAGCUCACCAAGACAGAGUCGUCCGAGAGCGGCCGUUCUUCAGCCUAUGGUGAUGAUAAAGUCACCAAGCACUAA